AUGAGGAUUGCUGUCCUCAGGCAACUCGGUCAAUCUCUCGCACCAGGACCGUUCCACGGUAUCACAUCAGCAGCAGCGCCACGUUUCAGCACAAUGGCAGUCACCUACGCCGCCGCCGUCAGCACGCCCAACGGUGGGGUCCGGCAGCCUCAAAUCCAAGCCCGAGCCUGUUCAGACCCGGAUCUACGCGCAUCCUUUGAGGCAGCGCAAACGCAGCAGCAAGAGCAGACCAAGAAACCCCAACGACCUGGAGCCGGCAUCCGCGCAAAGACGAGUUUCCGCGGCUGGAGCACCAAGAAAGAAGGAAAAACUAGCCCAAAGCAAGCUAAUAAUGAACCCUAUGUUGUGGAAGAAAGCCGGCCCUCAGGUCAUUACCCUAGGCAGGAGCAUAGGCCGAACACGGCGAGCCAAGAUGAACAGGUCUACGUUCUUACGCUCAAACUUACGGACUCCCUGGCUAAACCCAUGGACGAGAUGCGGAAUCGGUAUUUUCCGAAGCACUUGAAUCGCACUGGGGCGCAUUUGACGCUCUUCCAUGCGUUGCCACAUUCGCAUAUGGAUGCGCUGGAGCAGGGGCUCUCGCAGACGGCGACCAGUAUGAAGCCGUUUGACGUAUCAACGGGCAAACCGUUCCGGAUGCGCAAGGGCGUUGGAAUUAACGUGGAUGAAGGGUACAAGAAGAUGAAAGACGUGCAUGGAGAUUUGCAGUCACAGUGGUCCGCCUUCCUCAGUGAGCAGGAUGCAGGUGGCUUCCGACCUCAUUGGACGGUCAUGAACAAAGUCGAUGACGAGCAAAAGGUUGACGGGGCCUUUGCGACGAUCAGACAGGAGCUGAGCGAGAGCAACCAGGAGGGGAGAGCUGUGGGGCUGGACCUGUGGAGGUAUGAGCGCGGAAACUGGAUCUUCGCCAGGGAGUAUGUGUUUGGCGAUGCUUCUGUCAAGACACCGACCAAGGCGCACACGUCGCCGACGGGGGGUAACAGAACCUCGCACGUGUCUCUUUCUCCAGAGGACCGGAGCCCUACAGGUGGGCCAGGCAAGAGACCGGCACACAACACCGCCAACAUGAAAGCCAUCAUUCUCGUCGGAGGGUUCGGCACCCGUCUGAGGCCUCUUACCCUCACCUACCCCAAGCCGCUCGUCGAGUUCGCGAACAAGCCCAUGAUCCAGCACCAGAUCGAGGCCCUUGCCGAUGCUGGCGUCACAGAUGUUGUCCUCGCGGUCAACUACCGCCCGGAGAUCAUGGCCGAGGCGCUCAAGACCUACGAGAAGCAAUACGGCGUCACCAUCACAUUCUCCGUCGAGACCGAGCCCCUCGGCACCGCCGGUCCCCUCAAGCUCGCUGAGAACGUCCUCGGCAAGGACGACUCGCCCUUCUUCGUCCUCAACGCCGAUGUCACAUGCGACUACCCCUUCAAGCAGCUCGCCGAGUUCCACAAGCAGCACGGCGACGAGGGAACUAUUGUCGUCACAAAGGUCGAGGAGCCGUCCAAGUACGGUGUCGUAGUCCACAAGCCUGGCCACGCCUCCAAGAUUGACCGUUUCGUCGAGAAGCCCGUCGAGUUCGUCGGCAACCGCAUCAACGCCGGUAUCUACAUUAUGAACACCAGCGUGCUCAAGCGCAUUGAGCUCCGCCCUACCUCGAUCGAGCAGGAGACUUUCCCUGCCAUUGUCAAGGACGGCCUGCUGCACUCGUUCGAUCUCGAGGGCUUCUGGAUGGACGUUGGACAGCCCAAGGACUUCUUGUCCGGCACCUGUCUCUACCUCUCAUCUCUGGCGCGCAGGAACGCCAAGCUGCUCACACCAGCCUCUGAGCCAUACGUCUACGGCGGCAACGUCCUGAUCGAUCCCUCGGCGAAGAUUGGCAAGAACUGCCGCAUCGGUCCUAAUGUCACCAUUGGCCCAGAUGUUGUCAUUGGCGACGGUGUCCGUCUGCAACGCUGUGUGUUGCUCAAGAACAGCCGUGUCAAGGACCACGCCUGGGUCAAGUCGUCUAUUGUUGGCUGGAACAGCACCGUCGGCAAGUGGGCGCGUCUCGAGAACAUAACAGUUCUCGGUGACGACGUUACCAUUGGCGACGAGGUCUACGUCAACGGUGGUUCCGUCCUGCCCCACAAGUCCAUCAAGCAGAACGUUGACACUCCUUCGAUCAUCAUGUAA
Messenger RNA from Alternaria alternata, 2160 nucleotides. Its product is annotated as nucleotide-diphospho-sugar transferase. The transcript has 6 exons. The record is from RefSeq and is a predicted model, not a curated record. Gene Ontology annotation, cellular component: cytoplasm. NCBI's taxonomy places the organism in Eukaryota, Fungi, Ascomycota, Dothideomycetes, Pleosporales, Pleosporaceae. Gene Ontology annotation, biological process: GDP-mannose biosynthetic process; cell wall mannoprotein biosynthetic process. The coding region runs from base 1 to 2160 and encodes 719 amino acids. Gene Ontology annotation, molecular function: GTP binding; mannose-1-phosphate guanylyltransferase (GTP) activity.